This is a messenger RNA of Paramisgurnus dabryanus, 755 nucleotides long. RefSeq names its product splicing factor 3b, subunit 6 (gene sf3b6). Gene Ontology annotation, cellular component: cytoplasm; nucleus. Gene Ontology annotation, molecular function: mRNA binding. The record is from RefSeq and is a predicted model, not a curated record. NCBI's taxonomy places the organism in Eukaryota, Metazoa, Chordata, Actinopteri, Cypriniformes, Cobitidae.
AUAUACGUCAUCACACUGCGCCGUCAAACAUUACGCAAGUGUGUAGCUACUUUUUGCUAGCUGUUCUACACUGCCGUGUGGACCAUCAACAUAUCUUAAAGUUUGAUUUUUGUUGUAGUUGUUUUACUUAGAAAGAACCAGUCAUGGCAAUGCAAGCAGCGAAAAGAGCGAAUAUUCGUUUACCCCCAGAGGUAAACAGGAUAUUGUACAUACGUAACCUUCCUUACAAGAUCACUGCAGAGGAGAUGUAUGACAUAUUUGGGAAGUAUGGGCCAAUUCGUCAAAUCAGAGUUGGGAAUACACCAGAAACCAGAGGAACUGCAUAUGUUAUUUAUGAGGACAUCUUUGAUGCCAAAAAUGCCUGUGACCAUCUUUCCGGGUUCAACGUCUGCAACAGAUACUUGGUUGUAUUGUACUAUAAUGCAAACAGGGCUUUCCAAAAAAUGGACACAAAGAAAAAGGAGGAGCAGCUGAAAAUUCUCAAAGAGAAAUAUGGCAUAAACACAGAUCCACCAAAAUAGUCAACAUAUAUGCAUCUAUUGCUUUGUUUUCUUUCCUCCACCCAUCUCAUUUUUAUUCGAACCCAUGAAAGUAAUUAUUGUUUUAAAAAUAACUGUUGAAUACCUGUUCAUUCUUCAGCCUGAAGUUUUGUUAUAUAUUGACCUGUUUUUUCUCAGUAAGUUUUUUGUUGAUAUUGAAUAUGUUUAAAUGCACAGUUUGUUGUAUUAAAUCUGAAAUGUUUUUUUUUUAAACUG